CUUACGUUACGUUACUCAGUGUGCGUCUGACCGCCCGCGUGUGUGGAGGUGAUAGCGCGCUCUCCGUCUACCUUACCUGUAAUGCAAUAAUAACGACUUUUCAGGUUAUUAUCUCGAUGCAUUGACGUAAUAAUAAUAAGUGACCCCUCAAAAAAAACCUUCGACUGGAAACUUAUACAAAAAAGAAAGAAAAAAAACAGUAAAAUAUUCUUGGUUUGUGAGGUAGUUAGUUACAUGUGUUGAUAGUGCAGUGAGAGGUGCCAGGGGUGAGUGCCGAGGUCAUGAGGGUGUUAGUGCCACCAUGACCUACUACUACUACUGCUGCUAACACAUAAUGGAACGACGACUGAAGCUGAAGUCAUUGAAGCGGGUCAACAGUCAAAAGGUUCAGGGAUCAGAGAAGCGGGAUGUUGGUCUCCGCUCCCCGGGGUCAGCCAAGAAGCCCCUGGUUAAGUCCCUCUCGGUAGACUGGCGGCUCAACAUGAUCACUCCGCCGGACGUUUCUUCUCCCAGUCUACACAGGAUCGACGAGCUGGACCUGAGCUCCAGCCAACACCUGUGUCGCAGCGCCACCUGCCCCAGUGUGCCCACCAGCGACCACCUCCACCCCCACGGCUCCCCCUUCGUCAGUAUCCCUCCCCCAGAGUCUGUCAAGAGCUCCCCCGGCACCACGUCCAUGGGUUCACGUGGGAGGGGUGUGGGCACGUCCCUGGUGAGGUCCCAUGAGGACCCGGGGCCCACCAUACCCGGGGGUGAGAGGAGGCCCCACCGGGGUCUGCGCCGUACCCGGUCACGACCUGAGGGCCCAGCACCCUCGUUUGGGCCCCGUGCCGCCGCUGCCGCCGUCGCUGUGGAGUCUGGUGGCAGUGUGGGGGCCAGUGUGGGCGGCACCAUCAAGAGAUACGUCAGUCUGUUGAGGAGUCGCUCGGCUGUCUCUCACCGCGAGCGGCCCAACAUCGGCCGCAUCAGUCCAGGUAAGGGAUCGUGCAAGAUGUUGUUCUCAGGUGAGUGUUAUGGCUACAUCACCUGA
Molecule: messenger RNA, 1030 nt
Organism: Homarus americanus (American lobster)
Lineage: Eukaryota; Metazoa; Arthropoda; Malacostraca; Decapoda; Nephropidae
Exons: 3
Coding region: 335-1030 (231 amino acids)
Source: RefSeq, a predicted model, not a curated record